AUGGCUUGCAAGAAUGAUCGCAAACAGCAUGUUGAUCUGCUGGCGACUCUAGGAUGUAAGUUGCAAGCCGCCGUGGACGAGAGUGAUCGCCAGCAGCAUGCUGAUAUAACUGGCGACUCUAGAAUCGGCAUGCUGAUAUAA
Messenger RNA from Hirsutella rhossiliensis, 141 nucleotides. RefSeq lists its product as uncharacterized. Bases 1 to 141 code for a protein of 46 amino acids. NCBI's taxonomy places the organism in Eukaryota, Fungi, Ascomycota, Sordariomycetes, Hypocreales, Ophiocordycipitaceae. The transcript has 2 exons. The record is from RefSeq and is a predicted model, not a curated record.